GUAUCUUUCGCGAGCGAGGCUCGACUUUCUACAGUGACUCGGUACGGUAGAAGUUAGGAUCGCUUGAGCGCCCGAUGUUACCGCAAGAUUUCCGUUCCGGGCAAAUGAUCGCGCUCCAGGGCCGCACACGUGACACUGACGCGCUCGCCGCCGGACGCGUCGCGUCACGCCGACUUCGACCUGAACCCUCAGUGGUUCUGCUUGUACCCUGCACAUCUUGCUCCCGCCCGACUGCGACGAACGGUAUGUCUACGAGCUCCUACUAAAUCUUGCCGCUGUAUCAGUUCUUCUGCACAACACGGCCUGCUGCGGGUGUCAGCGGGGAGAAUGCCCCCGGGACCUCUUUACAAUUGGAUCUGCGUCGCGCACUCUGUCUGCGAUGUACUCUCACAUGCCACUCAAAUACGCGCAGCUCAGCUAGCUGCGGUAGCCAGGCCAAUGGGCCGUUCGAGAGAUGACCUCAGGAGCGCAAGACCACGCGGCGGCCGUGAAGCGAAGUCUACCCUCACCGAUGACUACUCGCAAGGCCCUGGGCAGACAUUUGUGCGUGCUUCUUCCGUACCACAAGAUCCAGUACCCUCCGUGAACCUAGCUGGAGGACCCGUGGCAACACCAGCGUCUUCCUCUGCCGGGACAAGUGACAUCCCGCCUCCCCCAAUGACUCUUCAAAUCCCACAUAUUUCAAAAGGGCAGAAUACGAUCCUCGAAGAAAGCAAGCCGAAAUCUACGUCACAACUGCCGGUCCCGCCAGAACCGGUGCCUCAUGUCCCAACCGCCAAUCCCUCACGACAAGUUCUCGAGAACGCGAUGGCUCGGGAGGAGUCCCCGAUUGUUGGCACAACCUCUGAGGUUCCUGCUCAUGAUGUAACCAGUACUACUGGUACAAUAGAAGCAGCUGCAACGCCAGCUCCCGCUCCAUUGCCGUCCCGUCACUUACAGUCCUCCAAGGUGCCUUCGUCGCGUAUCGGACGGUUCUUUCACUACGGAGGCCUCGCAGCCUCGCUUGGGUACGGAGCCGCAACUGAGCUUCUGAAACGCACGACGAAUUCUGAAGAGAAACACUCACCCUCGCUCAUGCUGACGGAGGGCAACAUCAAGCGGCUUGUCGCGAAGCUCACGCAGCUGCGCGGUGCCGCGCUGAAGCUUGGGCAGUUCAUGAGCAUACAAGACAGCCACGUUCUCCCGCCUGAGAUCGAAGAUAUCUUCCGCCGUGUGCAGGACAGUGCGCACUACAUGCCCGACUGGCAAAUGGAGGAAGUCAUGCGAACCUCUCUAGGCUCGUCCUGGCAAGACAACUUUGACACCUUCGACCGACUUCCCUUCGCCGCCGCCUCCAUUGGGCAGGUACAUUCGGCUGUACUGGCAGCGCACGCCUCUCCGACGGGCAAGCCUGCGAAGGUCGCUGUCAAAAUACAGUUCCCGAAUAUCGCGAACUCGAUCGAGACGGACCUCGGGUACGUCAAGAUGCUCUUGACGGCAGGGCGGCUGCUCCCGAGGGGUCUGUUCCUGGAUAGGACGAUCCAGGUAAUGAAAGCGGAAUUAGCGGAUGAGUGCGACUACUCCCGCGAGGCAGGGUUUGCAAAGCGGUUUGGUGCGACAGACUACUUGGGGAGCGACCCGCGCUUCAGGGUGCCUUGGGUAUGGGACGGGAGUACGCAGCGUGUCCUGGUGAUGGAGCACGUCGAGGGCGUGAGCGUCGGUGGGUCGGUCAUCAAUUCGUUGAGCCAGGAGGAUCGGAACCAUAUCGCGACGGGUAUUAUCGACCUCUGCCUGAAGGAGCUCUUCGCCUUCCGACUGAUGCAGACCGACCCGAACUGGACAAACUUCUUGUGGAACCAGCGCACGCGUCAGAUCGAGCUUGUGGACUUCGGUGCGACGCGCGAGUACUCGAAGGAGUUCAUGGACGACUGGAUGCAUCUCCUGCAAGCGGCGGCCCUUGACGACCACGACGCGUGCGUUGCGUGGUCCCUCAAACUCGGGUACCUCACGGGCGAGGAAAACGAGGUCAUGCUCGACGCGCACGUUAAGUCGAUGACGCUGCUCGCAACGCCGUUCAAGGCGGGCACGCAUCAACCGGUCUCCUUCGGGCCUGGCUCGCUGUGGGCUGAUAUCACAGCACAGAUCCGGGAGCAAAUUCCGGUCAUGCUUCAGCAUCGGCUUACGCCUCCGCCCAGGGAGACGUACAGUCUCAACAGGAAACUAAGCGGCGCGUUCUUGCUUGCCUCCAGGCUGAAUGCAGAAGUCGAUUGCAAGACGCUGUGGGACCAGGUCGUCGAGAACUAUCAGUUCAGUGACGGAACACCAUCCUAGAAGCAACCUUGCGAAGCAUGCAUCAAAACGACAAACAAGUUGAGUUGCAGACAAAAUCCCCGUAUUAGUACCCUAUACAGUAAUAUAUGGUACUGAGUAUCGUACGCCAGCGUAGUGUAAUUUUGUCGUGUCUAGUAGUCGCUAGAGAUUGUUGAAA
Rhodofomes roseus is the source of this 2467-nucleotide messenger RNA. Its product is annotated as ABC1-domain-containing protein. NCBI's taxonomy places the organism in Eukaryota, Fungi, Basidiomycota, Agaricomycetes, Polyporales, Fomitopsidaceae. The record is from RefSeq and is a predicted model, not a curated record. Gene Ontology annotation, molecular function: kinase activity. Gene Ontology annotation, biological process: ubiquinone biosynthetic process. Gene Ontology annotation, cellular component: extrinsic component of mitochondrial inner membrane. The transcript has 11 exons. The coding region runs from base 328 to 2310 and encodes 660 amino acids.